UUCAUCCAGAGUACUGUGUCUGUCUGAGCAGAGUACUACUACAGGGUACUACUACAGGGUACUACUACAGAGUACUACUACAAGGUACUACUACAGGGUACUUCUACAGAGUACUACUACAGAGUACUACUACAAGGUACUACUACAGGGUACUUCUACAGAGUACUACUACAGAGUACUACUACAGGGUACUACUACAGGGUACUACUACAGAGUACUACUACAGAGUACUACUACAGGGUACUACUACAGAGUACUACUUGUACUGUGCGGAGAACUGCUCCCUCCUUCUUCCCCUCUGACAUCAGAUGGACUCAGUAGCGCCCCCUGGCCUCUCUUUGGUCUCUGUGUUGUCUCUGUUAGCAUGCGGCAUCCAGCUGUUAGCCGCCGUCCUGCUAACACACAGGUACGGUGGGCGGAGCUCUGCAGAAGACAGGUGGGUCCUGCUGUGGCUCUUCUAUGAUGUCAUCGUCCAUCUGACACUGGAAGGUCCGUUUGUCUACAUGUCUGUUGUCGGGACGGUGGAGACGUCUGAAGGUCCACUGGCUGAACUCUGGAAGGAGUACAGUAAAGCUGAUAGCCGUUGGCUGAUUUCCGAUCCCACGAUCGUCUCAAUAGAAAUUAUAACCGUCGUCCUCGACUCUCUACUUGGUUUACUACUGAUACACGCAGUACUGAAGGACAAAUACUACAGACACUUGCUGCAGGUCUCUCUGAGCGUGUGCGAGCUGUAUGGAGGCUGGAUGACGUUCUGUCCUGAUUGGCUGACGGGUUCUCCUCACCUGGACACGUCUAACUGGAUCCACCUGUGGGUCUACCUGGUGUUCUUUAACGGGGUCUGGGUCCUGGUCCCGGUUCUGCUGCUGGUCCAGUCCUGGUUCUCUCUGAAGAGACUCCAUGAACUCAGAUGGGACGAUGACAUAAACAAGAAGAAGUAGAGACGAGGAAUCGUUCAGUGUGAACUGAUCACCGAUCAAUAAAGUUAUUGAUAUCUGAUUAAAGGAGCCUUUGGCCGUUUCUCAAUAUGUGAACUUCUCUGUACUUGUGUCCUCGUGAACUUGUGAAACGUCAUCAAGCGCGGCCCAAGUACUGUUCCAAUACACAAGUUCGCAUCAAGCCAAGUACGGUCCAGAUACCCGGAAGUGUCCUCGCUCCGCCCAUUAUACCGAGGAUGCAUCGGAGUAGACUUGUGUGGACUUUGGACAGCCAAGUAUCCCAGAAUGCAUUUCACCAGCAA
Molecule: messenger RNA, 1237 nt
Organism: Anoplopoma fimbria (sablefish)
Lineage: Eukaryota; Metazoa; Chordata; Actinopteri; Perciformes; Anoplopomatidae
Gene: ebpl
Product: EBP like
Exons: 4
Coding region: 309-938 (209 amino acids)
Biological process (GO): sterol metabolic process
Cellular component (GO): membrane; endoplasmic reticulum
Molecular function (GO): cholestenol delta-isomerase activity
Source: RefSeq, a predicted model, not a curated record